This is a messenger RNA of Capronia coronata CBS 617.96, 1122 nucleotides long. RefSeq names its product adenosine deaminase. Bases 1 to 1122 code for a protein of 373 amino acids. The transcript has a single exon. Gene Ontology annotation, cellular component: cytosol. The record is from RefSeq and is a predicted model, not a curated record. Lineage: Eukaryota; Fungi; Ascomycota; Eurotiomycetes; Chaetothyriales; Herpotrichiellaceae. Gene Ontology annotation, biological process: adenine catabolic process; hypoxanthine salvage. Gene Ontology annotation, molecular function: adenine deaminase activity.
AUGGGAUCCUACGAGGAUCACACGCCAAUGGACGAGCGUAAACGCAUCCGCGACGAGCUCCUGGCCAGCGAGUACUAUCCGUUCGUGGUGGCUCUCCCCAAAGUCGAACUCCAUCUGCACAUCGAAGGCACGCUCGUGCCGGAGCUCCGGUGGGAAUUCGCCCAACGCAACGGCCUGACCCUGAAGAGCCCACGGACCGGCCAAGUGUACCGAGACCUGGAACAUCUGCGAUCCGAAGUCGAAACAUUCAGCUUCUUCGAAGCAUACUACGACGGCUUCGACGUGCUGCACACGACGCAAGACUACUACGACCUGGCCAUGAACUACUUCCGGCGCGCAUCGGCCAUGAACGUGCGGUAUGUCGAGGUCUUCUUCGACCCGCAAGGCCACACGCGCCGCGGCGUCGGCUGGGACACGUUCAUGACUGGAUUCCAACAGGCGUCGGAGCGCGCCGAGAAAGAGCUCAACGUGAAGUCGAAAUGGAUCAUGUGUAUCCUGCGCGACAUGUCUCCCGAGUCCGCGAUGGAGCAUUACGAGGCCGCGCUGAACUACCGCGACAUGAUUGUCGGCCUGGGGCUGGAUUCGGAAUCGUACAAACUGCCCCCGUCGCUUUUCGAGAACGUCUGGUCGCGCGCCCGCGCCGACGGCUUCUUCAAGUUGACGGCGCACUGCGACGACGGCGCCAAGGAGGACGUCCACGACCAUAUCCGCGAGGCCUGCUGCUCCAUGGGAGGCACCGGGGCGGACCGCAUCGACCACGGCAUCAACACCGCCGAUGUGCCUGAGCUGAUCGAGCUGGUCAAGUCGCGCAAUCUGGGCCUGACCCUGUGUCCAUGUGCGUAUCUGCGCCACCAGCCGGCCGAGCCGAUGUAUGCGAAGAUCAGGCUGCUGUACGAUCAAGGGGUCAAGAUCAUGAUCGGUAGCGACGACCCGGCCUACAUGGACGACAACUGGCAGGUCAACAAUAUGCUGUUGGUGCAGAGUCGCUGCGGCUUCAGUGACCACGACAUGGUGAAAUUGGCCAAGAAUGCGGUGGAUAUGUCUUGGGCGCCUGAGCCGGUCAAAGAGGCCAUUGUCGAGGAGAUCGAUUCCGUCUUUCAAAAUCGCACGACCAAGCUGUAG